AUGGAGACUAUUUAUUGUUUGAAUUAAGAGCAUUCUGAAAAUCCAUUAAAUCUAUUUUGCUUAGACAAUGAAUGCACAAAUAAAGGUUUAAUAUGUUCUUUUUGCUUAUUAAAAUUUCAUUAACAACAUGUAAAAAACGUAUUUCCUUUAAAAACUAUUGUAUCAAGUCUUAAUAGAGCAAAUAAUCCAAAAAACUAAUAAGAAUUGCAUAAUAAAGGGAAUGAAAUAUUUGAAAAGCAUCAUAAAAUUAAAUAAACAUUUAGAUAAAAUCUGAUUGAAAUCAAAGAAAUUCUUAAUAAAUUAGAAAAAGAAAUUGAAAAAUAAAUUAAAGUCUUAGAUUUAGAAGCAGAUCUAUUUGUUGGAGAUGCUUUUGAAAAAUCUAUUAAAGUUUUAAAUAUGUAGCAAUUAAAAAAAGAGUAAAUUGAAUAAGCGAUUGAAAAAAUUGAACCUCUUCUAAAGACUUUUGAAGGAUAGAUUUGGAUCUUAAGAGAUACAGAAAUUAAUUAAUAAGCCUAAAAACUAAUUAAAACAGCUGAAGUAAUUGAAAGAGAGAGCAAAUUUUGGCUAGAAAAAGUAUGCUAAUUAUACUAUUAUAAAGUGUCUUAUCGAUCUUAAAAAGCUUUAUGAAACAUGUUAAAAUCCAAUUAAAAAAUAAGUGAAAAUACUUACAAGCUAAAAUAGAUAUUAGUUGACAUAUGAAUAAUGGAACUUAAAAGAAACAGAUGCCAUAUGUUUUAAAUCUAAAAAGAAACAUGAUAUUUGGUUAUCAGGAGUUGGUUUAUAUGAAAUUACAACAUGGCCAGAAUAACCUUUAUAAUUUAAUGUAUAAUUAUUUGAAGGUGCUAUUCUGAAUAAGUAUGUUUGUUAAUUAUAAAUUAAUAGAAAGAAAAUAAUCUAUGAAGAUACAUUCUCUAUCAAACCAGAAAUGGAAUUUUAGAAUCAUAUUGGGAAAAUUUAUUUUAAUAAAGCUAUUAAAAUUGAAUUUGAUAAACCUUAUAUUUUAGGUAUCACUGAUUCUAUAUUUAGCAUUAAAACCUAAUUAAAGUUGUUUGAGUUACUAUGGUGCUAAUGGUAAAUUUGAAACAGAAGAAUUUUCAUAUUCAGAACCAUAAUUCACUCAAGAGUUUAGUGAUAAUUCAACCACUAUAAAUCAAGGAGUUAUACCCUAAUUUUAUUAUGAAGAAUGA
Paramecium sonneborni is the source of this 1187-nucleotide messenger RNA. The record is from the annotation of a GenBank genome assembly. Lineage: Eukaryota; Ciliophora; Oligohymenophorea; Peniculida; Parameciidae.